ACCUGGAAUGCAAAUUGAAAUCACAACGAAGGACAAAGGGAUGACUAUCACUGUGCUAUCUUUGUCAAGUGCCGGAUCAACAGAUCAACAAGAAACCAGUAUUGAGCAAGAAGCUUUGAAAACUGCAUCGGACCCCACGUCUCAACAACCAUUGGAAGAUUAUCUUCGGCAUAAUGGAGUUGAACAUAAAGUUAGCACAAAAGGUUCACUUGUUAUGAAAGUGAAAGUGGUUGAUCAGCAGAAAGCAGCAAAGUUGAUCGAAGACUUCCACACUGGCUCAUUGACGAUGACUUUGGUUGAGCUAUUGAUUCCAGAAAAUACGAGGAAGAAAUAUAUCGGGACAUCUUUCACUGUGAAUUUAACAUUAGACGAGGGAUUUGUUCGUGAUUGCUUAGGUAUAAAGAAUGAAGAUGAUGUGGUAAUCCUUAGUGAAGAUAUUAACCUAGAAGGGCCAUUGAGAAAGAAAUUACGAACAGAAACCACCGUAAAAGUGGAAGGUGAACAGGGGCUGGUAGCAGCAAGUGAUGAUUAUUCUGAAUCUGAAUCAGAUAUGAAUAUUCAGCCCGGUAAAUCUACAAGCCCAAAAGAAGAUCCACUCGAGAAAGAAAAAGAAAUGAUGGCAUUGUACGAUAAGGAAAAACAAU
Messenger RNA from Owenia fusiformis, 644 nucleotides. Lineage: Eukaryota; Metazoa; Annelida; Polychaeta; Sabellida; Oweniidae. The record is from the annotation of a GenBank genome assembly.